CGAGGUGGAGCAGCCGUAGCAGUUGCGAGAGAGGCGCGCGCGCGGUCACAACUCGGCGACGGCAGCGUUGGGGCAUGCAAAUUAUGCCAAAUAGCAUCAUCGACGGGAGCACGAGCAGUAGCAGCAGCAGCAACGUCAGCAGCGCCGAUAACCGAUCAGAAAAUGCAGCAGGGCACAGGAGAGGCAACGUCUUCGGCGGCAGAUAGCGGGAAGGGGGCGACGGACCUGGCGACCAGGUCCGCUGGCGACGGCGGCGGAGGCGGCGGGAACAGCUGCUCCUCCGGCGAAUCCGGAUCCGGCGACCCAGCAGCAGCGACCAGCACAACGAUUAGCUCCAAGCAGGAGGACUCGAGGGAGCCGAGGGAACAGGUGGCCAUCCACUACCUGGCCAGCUUCCACGAGCUCUGCGUGGUAACCGCCCUGCUGCCCCUGGUGACGCUCUUUACGUGCUUCGUGACCGCCUACGUCUUCCAGUACGACGAUGUACACGAGACACAUUGCCGCGUCUACAACAUAAUACCCUCGAUAAGUGCAAUUACCGGAGUCAGCCCGCAGCGCUACUUCUGGCGCUUUAGCAUCGCGCUCCACAUCGGACCGCGCAUCCCCAUCGCCUUCGUCUACAAGAACUACUACCGCUCGCAGCUGCGUCGGAUCAGUCCCGCACAGCUGCCUCAGACCAGCGCGCUCAUCACGCUGAUCCUGGUGCUGAACUGCAUCGAGAUCGCGUCCCUGGGCGGCGUCACUUAUAUAUCUAAUCGAGAGAACUAUCCCGUUCACGAGCGCAUCUUUAUCACGUUCAUGGUAUGUUCGCUGUGCUACAUGCUGGCCACGAUCAAGCUGAACGGCAUCCUCAACGCCGGACAAUCGCUGACCGAGCAGCAGCGCCUGUCCAUCAAGUGGAAGAAGAUCCUCUUCGCCGUCUCCAUCCUGAGCACCAUCGGAUUGCUGGUGUUCUUCGCCAAACACCGCUUCUACUGUCACGACUUGGCCUUUAGUUGGUUCGCGUUCUUCGAGUACUUGAUCGCCAUCGCCAACAUGCUGUUCCACUUCACCAUCAUCUGGGACUUCCCCUCGCAGUUCAUUAUGAUCGUGCAAGGACCACGCGAAAACCUCGCCCAGUACUUGAGCAGCAGGCCGAAAGUGGACUAGAUUGGACCCCCGACUCCUGACUAGACCCCACCUGCAUGCCACUCUUCUCCAGUGUAUAGUGUGUCUAAUUCCCAUACGAAACGUACAAUUAACGAACUUCUUCAACUUUAAAACUAAGCGCUUCCAUACCGAUCAACAACUAUUAGCAAUCUUCUUUUUUCUUCGAUUCUCUUUAUCACACCAACGUAACAAGCCCAAAACCAAAACCAAAACCAGAAUUAGGGAAAUGAAAUCCGAAACGAAAGCGAAAUGUUCCAUAGUUCCACGAUUAAUAUAAUUAUUAAAUAUACAAAGUAUGUAAAGAAAUUGCCCGAUCAGAGGGCAUACCGUUCUAUGUACACAUUCUAAAUACGUGAAAUAAGUUACCUAAGAAUUAAGUGCACCCAAAACAAAACAAAACCAACCAACAAUAUUGUAAUUAUUGUGUAUGCCUAAUGGAUUGCAGCUCGCCAGAUCUCAUGUCAAUUUCGAAUCUAACCCAAAGGAGCCAACAAGGGGCGACCAGCGUCAGCGUUUCAUUUCUUAGGCAGUAAUUAAAUAGAAGUCGUAUUACUUACCACUUAGUACAUAUCGUUUAUACAGCGGGAUAUAGCCUCCUCCUUGGGGAGCUAUUGGGGCCCUAUUGGCCUUCCCCGAAACAAAUAGAAUCAGAAAAACCAUUGAAACAGAAUUCAGACAAUAGCCAUUAAGCUGCGACAUUACGGGCAACGAACAACAGAUUCAGAGCAGUGAUGGGAAGUAUCUAGGUAGUACAUCUUAUUCAGUGUUUAGCCUAGCCCAUAGGUUCAAAAUUUGUAUUUCUAAAAUGUGUAAUUAUUUAACAUUCGGAACCAAAGAGCUCCCGCCAGGGAUGAAAGUCUGAGAAACUGAAUCAAGUCAGAAAUUUAAAAAGGUAUAGAUCUCCAUCUACUCUGAUUUUAAUCCCGAAACCUGCCUAGUUAAAAAAAGCUGUACCUUUCCCGUCACUGUUCGUAAGAUCGGAAAAUCUGAAUUGUACGAGGUCAGAAUAAAUAAAUGUAGCGAAUAAACAAUUGUUCUUAGCCAACUUUAAUAGCGAAAUUUGAAAACCUGAGAAAUAUGAUAGGCAGAAACCACAGUAUUUGCUGAGCGAUCGGGUGAAAACCAUAGGCCCAUAGGUAACCGAAUUGUGAACCAGAUUAGGGUCAAUAUAUAUAUUUUGCAGUAACGGAGACGCGUAGCUAUUUUUUUCUCCACAAGAGUAUUUAGCCUAAGUCGAAGAGAGUUUAAAUUGAUAUUACUUAUUUAACUUUGUACUAUACACACACCAGAGUCAAGCGGAAGCUCUUAUACCAUAAGUAAUAUUAUUACCACCAUUAUUAUUAUAACGAUUAUGCAUUGUAUUUGCGGGGAAUCGGCGAUUAAAGUGAACAACCUGUAUUUCCCGACAACCGAACAUUGUAGCUAAACGAAUGAAACAAUUGUUAAAUCUCACACAAAAUUGAUAUUUGUACGGAUACUCACUUGAAAUGAUAUAUGUACUCAAGCCCACGCCCACUAAAGCGAUAUGUUAUGCAAUAGUUGAGUUGCCAGUUGCACCUUGCGAUCGAGCAAAUAUAUAUUUGAAUUAUU
Messenger RNA from Drosophila suzukii, 2739 nucleotides. Its product is annotated as post-GPI attachment to proteins factor 2-like. Gene Ontology annotation, cellular component: endoplasmic reticulum membrane; Golgi membrane. The record is from RefSeq and is a predicted model, not a curated record. Gene Ontology annotation, biological process: GPI anchor biosynthetic process. Lineage: Eukaryota; Metazoa; Arthropoda; Insecta; Diptera; Drosophilidae.